Messenger RNA from Prosopis cineraria, 920 nucleotides. RefSeq lists its product as uncharacterized. Bases 123 to 800 code for a protein of 225 amino acids. The transcript has a single exon. The record is from RefSeq and is a predicted model, not a curated record. NCBI's taxonomy places the organism in Eukaryota, Viridiplantae, Streptophyta, Magnoliopsida, Fabales, Fabaceae.
AAUGAAAGGUACCAAAGAAAAGUUUCAAUAAUAACACACAAUACUAACAGCUUAUUAUCUCUAACACCAAAACAUUCAAUUCAUUCUCUUUUCCCACUUUCUCUUAUACCAGAGAAAUAGCCAUGGCAGAAGAAGAGGAGAGGAAGAAGAAGAAGAAGCACCAACCUUCCAAGUUAUUAUUACAGUCAUCAUAUUUCUCAUUCAAGCCAAGCUCAGAGGUAAAGGGUCUCCGAUUUGGCAGCCAAUUCAUCACCAAGUCCUUCACAAUCCGGCGAGCAAGAACCCUAGAACUUCUGAAACUCCUCUCUCUUCCGCCGCCACCAUCACAAACUCUAAACAAGAAGCUUCUGGUUCCUUUUCCUUCAACCACAGUCUUCGUCCCCACAAACUUAACAAUCUUAGCUUACCAUGCUUGGCACACUCUCACGCUCGGCCUCGGCACAAAGAAGUCGAAGGUGGUGGUGUUCGUGUUCGAAAACGAAGCUGUAAAGAAGAAAGUGGAAGAGAAUUGGCCAUUAGAGAUAUCUCUUGGUGAAGUGAACAAGAAGCUCAUAAGAGCUCUUAAAGGUUUUGAGAUGGCGAGGUUUAAGUUCAGAAAAGGGUGCGUGACUUUCUAUGUUUAUGCCGUUCGACGACAAGUUGAUGGAUUAGGGUUUUCAUGUGUUGAAGAUCUGAGAAUUAUUUUGCAGUCUCUGGUUUCUCUUAAUGAUUUCUUGGAUCAUACUGCUAUGCUUGCUACGCCUAAGCAAAGAAGCAUCAGUUUCUCUCACCCUCAUCAUCAUGUGGCCAUGGCUCAUUAAUUAAUUAUUAGGGCAAUUUAUAUUCAUUUGCAUUAUUCAUUAUCUUGAUCGUUACUGAUAAAUCUAUAUAGGUUUUUGAUACAUGUUAUCUGAUUCUAUACAUGUCUUCUCUUCAAAUUU